UGAGCGGCCUGUUAGCCGGUCUUCCAGCCUUGGCGGGCCCCCAACGCCUCGCAAAUUCUCUCAGGCAAAAGUUCGCCAGCAACUCCGGUUACCCCCGGCCCGGCCUGAUGCGCGCCGCCCCAAUCGCGACGAUCUCUUGGUCACGCGAGGUCGCACGAGGUGACCGCGGUUAGAGUUACUCCCUCUAGACUCAGACUAGCGAGCCGCCAUGACGACGAUACCGAUACUCAACAUGGAGUUCGGCGAGCUCAAGGAGAUCGUCUGGACGAAGCUGCAGGAGCCGAAGGCGCAGCGCAAGCUGAUCCUGGUGAUCGUGUCGGUGGCGCUGCUGCUAGACAACAUGUUGUACAUGGUGAUCGUGCCGAUCAUACCCGACUACCUUCAAUACGUCGGCGCGUUCGGGCCUCCCGUCGAGGAGUCGGAGAACAUCACCGGGCCGCCCGGUCACCACGGCCAGGACUCCGCCACGGGGGUGCUGUUCGCCUCGAAGGCGAUCGUGCAGCUGAUGGUGAACCCGUUCUCCGGCGCGCUCAUCGACAAGAUCGGCUACGACAUCCCCAUGAUGAUCGGGCUCUGCAUAAUGUUCCUGUCGACCAGCGUGUUCGCGUGCGGCAAGAGCUACGGCGUCCUCUUCUUCGCGAGGAGCCUGCAGGGCGUCGGCUCGGCGUUCGCCGACACCGCCGGCCUCGCCAUGAUCGCCGAUCGCUUCACGGAGGAGUCCGAACGCUCCAAGGCCCUCGGCAUCGCGCUCGCCUUCAUCAGCUUCGGCUGCCUGGUGGCACCGCCGUUCGGCGGCGCCCUUUACCAGUUCGCCGGCAAGGAAGUGCCGUUCCUGAUACUGGCCUUCGUCAGCCUCGCCGACGGUUUCAUGCUGCUGCUGGUGAUGAAGCCGCUGAAGGAGCAGCUGCGCGACAGGAACAGGGAGCAGAAGUCGACGAUACCGAUCUGGCGGCUGCUGAUGGACCCGUACAUCGCCGUGUGCGCGGGCGCCCUCAUGAUGUCGAACGUCGCGCUGGCCUUCCUCGAGCCGACCAUCUCCCUCUGGAUGGAGGACACGAUGACGCACGACAACUGGAAGAUCGGUAUGAUCUGGCUGCCGGCCUUCUUCCCGCACGUGAUGGGCGUCAUGAUCACCGUCAAGAUGGCCAAGCAGUAUCCGCAGUAUCAGUGGCUGAUGGCGGCCUGCGGCCUCGCGCUCGAGGGCCUCUGCUGCUUCAUCGUGCCCUUCUGCAGCACGUACAAGAUGCUGAUGAUACCGGUCUGCGGCAUCUGCUUCGGCAUCGCGCUCAUCGACACCGCCCUGCUGCCGACGCUCGGCUACCUCGUCGACGUGAGAUACGUGUCGGUUUACGGCAGCAUCUACGCGAUCGCCGACAUAUCGUACAGCCUGGCGUACGCGGUAGGCCCGAUCAUAGCCGGCGGCGUCGUCGAGAUGAUCGGCUUCACCGCCCUCAACGUCGGCAUCGCCUUCUCCAACCUCCUCUACGCCCCGGUGCUCUACUAUCUCAGGCACAUCUACGACUUCAAGCCGUUCCAGGACGAGGCGAACGUGCUGAUGCAGGACCCGCCCGACAAGGAGUACCAGACGUACGUGCUGCAGGAGCAGCGGCCGGUCACCGGCGAGAUCGGCAACCAUUUGAAUCAGACGCGUAUGGAGACGAACGUCGACCAAGGCAGCUAUCAGCCGAGCUACGAUCAGGCUGGCUACGGCGUGCAAAGCGCGCCGAUCGGCUACAACGAGCAGCCGCCGGUCUACAAUCAGGCCGGCUACGGCCAGCCGAGGAAUUACGAACAGGAACAGAGGGGCCCGCAGGUUGACGUGAACCCCUUCAGAAGACCGCCCGAUACGGAGCAACGGCCAGCAACCGGGGACAGCAACCCUUUCAGGCAAGGAAUGUACUAGAUGAGAGAGAGAGAGAGAGAGAGACAGGCUUCCACUUAUCGGCGGAAAAGCAAGCGCUCGAUCGUACUCCGAGUAUCGUCUGUCAGGGGAUGUGAGAGGCAACGACUUCCAAACAGUCAUUCCGGGACCUUCUAUCUGAAGUUUCGUGACAAGAUUUUGGAAUUAAAAAUAUGUGACGUUGAAACUACAAGACUGAAGUGGAAGAGGGGCGAAAAGGAAGAGAAAGAAGGGGGAAACAUCGAAAUAAAAUUACGUUCGUGUGUGAAAGAGAAAGGAUCGCAAAAUGCAUACACGAUCUAGGACACGCGCCGAAUGUAAGAGGAUCGAAAGAGAGAGAGAGAGAGAGGAUUCUCGCGCGACUCUCCUUCGCUCGCUGGCCAAGUUGUUUUUACGGCUUUUCUUCGGGAAAUCUAUCGCUGGACGGAAGUAUCAUAUCACUAAUUAAGAUGUCAGGAAGUAAGUUAAGUAGGCAAUUGUAUAGGGACGAAUUGUUGUGACGAAAAUGCUCGCAACGGUUGAAGGCUCGCCCUGCACUGGCAAAGUAUUCGUUCCAUUCGCUCUUUGAGCGACCCUAUUAUCUUUGAUCCUCGAGAAUCACCCGAAAUAUGCGUGUUUCCGAAAUCUUACCGUCAAUGAUAUUCGAUCGUCACGAUAGCAAAACUAAAUCAAAUCUCUCGCAGAUUAUUCGAUUAAAGUGCAUUUCGAUCCCUGAACUUUUCUCGAUAUCUAUCUAUUCCCCUAUCUUUGAAAUGAAAAACGAUUCCCGUUCUUAAAAGAGACGACAUUUUAUCGAUCGGAUACUUUGCCGCAAUAAUAGAGCAAUACCAGUACCAAGGUGCGAGCGCGCCAAAGUAAGCAUAUCUGUAUUUUUAUGAGAUUACUUUUCCAACCGAAGAGAUAUCUCGUUUGAAUCUCGUCGAUUUUUGGUUCAUCGUGAAAAUCUAUCAUGCAUGUGACAUUCCUAUAUAUUAUAUGUGUAUAUAAUUAUACAUGCAAUUUUUUUGUCACUCGGUUGUAAUGCAGCGAUUAUCGCGACACGUUAGCGCGCUUCGAUCGUUUGAGAAAGAUGGUACAUGCACGCCGAUUGGAUUUCAACUGACUGACAAUUUACAGCACAUCUUAUACAAAUGUGUGUACGAUGUGUUGACCUCUCCAACAUUAUUUGAACAUGUGUAACAUUUUCGUCCACGAGGGUAGCACGAACGCGCGCGGAGAGACGAUCGCAGAUCGAUGUCGUUCUUUGUAUCUGUCGUCGAUACUUGCCACGACCGAGCGCACAGCAUUCGAACUUUCGUAAAAUUCCUACCUACGUACCUCGGUACUAAGAGGCGUCGUGAAAAAAAAAAUGACUAAAUAAUUAAUCGAUCGAUAGCGAUAACGUCGAUUAUCGGCGGCGUAAAGGAUUCCUCGAUCGUCAGGGAAUCCGUUUUGCUCGCGAUCGUACCACUCGCCCUCGAGGAUCGCCGUCGCGAGUGCUUUGAGUUAACAGUGCCUCAACUUUGCAGUUUUUAUCCCUGUGUCGCGAGACUCGUAGUACGAACGUGUAUAUAUACACAUAUACAUCGUCGACUCUCCCGUUGCAUCCAAGCAAGUGUGUACCCGACCUAACGUAACUAUUAGACACUAUCUAUUAGACCGUUAUACAUACGUACCUAAAUGUAGGAUAGGUAUUUUCUUUUAUAGCUGGAACAGAGAAAAACGUUCUACCUUCGCGUUGUGGCGUUUCGUUUUUAUGAGCUGGCCUCUAAACUUAAGGAUUUUAUCGUAACGUGGCGACUCGCCGAUAAUAAUCGAUUCCGCUGGUGGCUCGUGACCGAAUUAACGCGACAUCAUACUUAACGAUUAAGGGAUUAACGUGAGUUCCGCCCUUAUUUAUUUUUUUAGUGAUUUACAUUUAAGACGAUUAGAACGAUCGUACGUUCAUUAUAUGUAAAUUACGUUUACGCAAGGUGCUUUCGCGCGUUCCUUCUCGAUUCAAGACCAGUGAAGUCGUCGACCGAGUCGCGUAUCGAGAGUACACGUUCAUUAUCGGCAAGGCGUUGCAUCGGUUGCACUACGGUUAUACAUACACAUAUUAUACGUAUAUAUCGCAUAAACAACUAUUUGUAGCUUUUCUUGUCUCUUGUAAAUAUACGUAUGUACACAUAUAUAUUACUAAUAUACAUAUAUAUAUUAUUAAUAUAUACAUAUAUGUAUUAUUAAUAUGUAUAUAUAUAUAUAUUAUACGUGCGCGAGGAGAAAGGAGAAAAAUGAGUUUCCCUCGCGCGGAAGCGUCGCGCAUACAGGAUGAUCCACAAAUACUGCCACUUCAUUCAGCUACGUAUCCUGUGUAUUUUGUUGCGUAAAACCCUCCGUUCAAAUUUCGUCGUCCGUUUGGACUGUGCACCUUGUUUUGCCAAAUAUUUUCCUUUCGUAUAAUCUCGACGGCAAUCUUGACGUACGUUCCUAUUAUCUUGUGUUACUUCGUCGAUUUAAAUAGUGGCAGUUUUGGGACAACCGGUAGAUUUUGCCUACUUAUACUAUAUCAUUUGUAAAUGUUGUGGAAAUGCGACGGUAUGUGAGCAUUCAUUUUCGUCGAGGCUAUGAUGAGUCAGUGCUGGGCGAAAUUGUUAUUAUUCUAACGCUCGUGCAAGCCCCGACAGAACACUCUAAACAAAAAGUGAUUCUUCUCGAAAGCGAAAUUCUCGUUUGUUUUUUUUACUUUCCUUUCUUUUUUUUUAUAAAUACACGUUUCUUAAGAACGUUUCCAGAUAUUUAUUUAAUUGAUACAAUGCAGGUGACUCUUUGAAAAAUGUACAACAAGCGCGGCAACCAGCAGCGCGAUAGUCCUUUUGUUUAAAAGAUAAUUCAUACCAUUUCAAAGAUACUCCCUUUAUUUCAAAAAAUCAAAUCAAGAGUACCUAUGGUUUAACGAGUUGGUGCGAGCGAAAUCUUUAUAUAUAAAAUUGCACAUCCCGUGUAUCGAAACCUUGCUCAGCACUGUCGAGAACGACGUUGAGAUUUUAAACACGGGCGCUAGUUUCUCAACGAUAUUUUUCUCACCUAAAAAUUGAGUCUAAUUCUCAAGUGUUGCGAGACAGAGCAGGGAUACCGGUGAUCUCCAAUUUAUUACGAGAAAAUAUGAAACGCGCGUACACGCACACACACACACAUACACGCACAUCAUAAACAGUGAAUGUGGUCGCCGGUAUUAUAUAUAUUUAAUUAUAUCCGUGCGUAAUACAUAUUAUUCGUGCGCGACAAACAGUCGAUCGUACACCUUGAAAUUAUUAUAAGCGUAGCGUACAACCUGCAAUACAUUCGCACUUUGCGCGUACGUACACACACUUACACGCGCAUAAGCGCGCGCGCGCGCACGCACGUACGCAUGCAUGCACACACACACACACACACACACACACACAUGUAUGUAUGUAUAUUUAAUUGAUGAAAAACCAAGUAAUUCGAAAUGCAUAUAUAAUUGAAAUCCUAUGACACACUGUAAUGUUGUUGAACCGGUUAUUAAAGAUGUCAUUGUUACCGAAGAAUA
Dinoponera quadriceps is the source of this 5432-nucleotide messenger RNA. RefSeq names its product vesicular acetylcholine transporter (gene VAChT). Gene Ontology annotation, cellular component: membrane; AP-2 adaptor complex; AP-1 adaptor complex. Lineage: Eukaryota; Metazoa; Arthropoda; Insecta; Hymenoptera; Formicidae. The transcript is spliced from 2 exons. Gene Ontology annotation, molecular function: xenobiotic transmembrane transporter activity; acetylcholine transmembrane transporter activity. Gene Ontology annotation, biological process: xenobiotic transport; transmembrane transport; chemical synaptic transmission. Bases 209 to 1903 code for a protein of 564 amino acids. The record is from RefSeq and is a predicted model, not a curated record.